GAUCCAGAAUCCAACCCAACAGCGGAAUGGCUUGGAUACUCGCUGAUAGAGUACUAGUACCAUCGCGACCUCAAUAUUAAUGCGACGGAGAGCAUGCAGCAGAGAUAUGUACCCUUGUGGGUUUUCUUUUGCUGUUGUGUUUGGAAAGCUGCUGGGUUCUCUGGUGCGCUGGGGUAUCGACCGGAUAGCGAUAGCACAAGACUAUGCCAAGCCAAAGAAGUCAGUGACACUUCUCGUCGAAAAGCCAUCAGUAGCUGUCUGCCUCUCCUGCUGCCGCCAACUCUUACCCUGGCAGCUCCUGAUCUCGACGAGACAACCACUGUUCCAUUGGAAUAUAUUCCUUCUUUGAGCGCCUAUGUCGCUCAUUUUACCCUCUUUGGAGAACGCUUUGGAGCCAUUGUCGAUACGGGAAGUCCCUUCUUGACGGUCCCGUCUACUUGCAACAAGUGGGCCUACAAAUAUAUUUGGGGCUGUUAUCAUCCCGAACGGACACGAGACAGUGGAUACGCCAAUACUGUCGAGGCUUUUGAUAACAACUAUGGCACAGUGGUUUGGCGCAAAGCAGAGUUCUCCUGGGAACCGCAAGAAACUGCUCAAGACGUGGUUUUUGGAGUGUUGGGUCCCGAUAUCAUGGAUGGACCGGGAGGGGUAUUUCUGGGACUUAUCAAACAAACAGACAGCUGGAUACGACCUUCGUUUUUGGGGCAAACCAACUAUCAAAGCUUUUGUGUGGAUUUGAGGUCCAAUAAUAAUCCAAAAUUGGUACUCUCCAAACAACCCAUGAUUGCUGAAGGCGAUGACUAUGUUCCUCUGGUACGAGAUUUGAAUCGCCGCUACAAGGCUCCUGUGGUACACUACACUGCCAAGGCUUGUCGCUUUGAAGCCAAUGGGUUGCCCCUGUAUCUUUCCGAGAAACAACCAACCUACGUGAUCUUUGAUACAGGCGUUACAGGAAUGGUCGUGUCUCAGGAAUUGUAUGAUGGACGGUACUUGCAAGCUCGAAAGAACCGAGAAAAAUCAUUGUGGGGACAAGUCACAGUUGGGUUUAAAACAAAGGAGGGACAAGAAGUGCACCUGUCGGCCACCAAACCCGUCACGACACCCUUGGGGAAUGCCACACCAUGGCCUCGCUUCAAGGGCAAUUUGAUUGUUUUGGGAUUGGCCUUCUUGGAUGGACGAGCCAUGACCAUUGAUAUCGACGAGGGCAAGUUACAAUUCGUCGAUUGAACGCCGGGUCCCAAUCUUGAUGAUUGCUUCCAUCAGUGGCAUGCAGUGCCCACAGCAGACCCAGGAAGCGCUUUAAUGAGAAUGGAAUUCUGGUAGGUCGAAAACGAUGGACCCCUCUGGAUAGCUAUGUGGCCAGUUCCUAUCCGUCGGGUUGUUAGAAAACCCAAGGAAAGCAAAACAAACAGACUGUCUCAGGCGAAGACGGCUGCUCUCUAUGCAUACCGGUAGACUAGACUAUAGAAAAACUGACAUUCAAUAUGAAAUAAAGGCAAAAAACGAGACCAUCAGA
Messenger RNA from Seminavis robusta, 1516 nucleotides. The record is from the annotation of a GenBank genome assembly. Lineage: Eukaryota; Bacillariophyta; Bacillariophyceae; Naviculales; Naviculaceae.